Messenger RNA from Rubroshorea leprosula, 2752 nucleotides. NCBI's taxonomy places the organism in Eukaryota, Viridiplantae, Streptophyta, Magnoliopsida, Malvales, Dipterocarpaceae. The record is from the annotation of a GenBank genome assembly.
UUCUUUAGGAGCGGCCUUCUUUGCAGCAUCUAUUGCUGCUUUCUCCGCUUCGAUGUUCUUUUGUCAUCCUGUCCAUCAAUUAAAGAUAAAAUUAAAACAGCUGAAUUCAUGUGUUCAAGAGAUUUUCUCUCCUAAAUUCUUUAAACAAAAUCAUUGAGGAUUAGAAAACAGAAAAGAACAGACGUUUUAGUUCCAGAAAUUGCAGAGUGAUAUCAAUAAAUUGCAAAUCAAUUAGCAUUGGAUUGGUUGCUGCUUGGCGGUGGACUUCUUCUCGACACCAAGGACGACGAUGUCGGUGCCGUGGACUCCAGCGGCAGCAUUUCCUUUGCGGACAGCUUCGAGAGCGUACUCCACUUGGAACAGAUGACCGUCCGGCGAGAACACAGUAAUCGCUCGAUCAUAUCUCGCCACUUUCUCAGUUCAUGCAAUUCAAUUUCUCGCGUUUUUUCUCCCUUCUGAUUGUCAUAACUGGGCUAGGCCGGGCCGAGCCGGGCUAAAUGGUCAAGAGUCUCAGGGCCAGCCCAAGAUCGCACUCGUUUUCAGACGAACCAGAGCAGAGUUGUGAUGUCGGCUUUUGGGGUGGCUGCGAAAUUAAUAAAACUAAAUUCAAUGAUUGGAAUUUCGACGAUUUUCAGCAAGAUCAAGAGAACCCCAUUUGCUUUGCAUCAAGUUAAGAGCUUUUACCUUUUACAAAAACCCUCACUUUCCUGUAUUGAUUCGUAUGGUAGCUCUAAACUAUUGAGUGAUUACUUCAAAUCGGGGAGGAUUAAGGAGGCAGAGAAACUGUUUGAUGAAAUUCCUGAGAGAAAUGUGGUCUUUUGGUCUAUUGUGAUUCACGGCUAUGCCAUAAAUGGGUGUGGCAGAAAGUCCGUGGAAUUGUUCUCCCAAAUGCGAAUAUCGGGUUGGGCACCAAAUUCGUUCACUAUUGUUGGUGCUCUUGUUGGCAUUCAGGGCUUGCAAGACUGGGUGUUGGGGCAGUCUGUUCAUGGACUGGUUGUUAAAUAUGGGUUGGAGUCUGACUCCAUUGUGGGAACUGCAGUGCUUGAUACUUAUGCCAAGUGUGGAAACAUGACUGAUUCGUAUAAAUUAUUUAAGGGGCUGAAGAACCCGAGUUUGGCUUCUUGUAAUGCUAUGAUUGCAGGAUUUAUAAACAGUAAUCUCUUUGACGAGGCAGUCAUGCUGUUUAAGGAGCUGAGGAAGUAUGGUUUGGCUCCAAAUAUUGUAACAGUGUUGACCAUAACACGAGGUUGUGUUGCUUUAGACUCAAGAACUCUAUGUGAAGUGAUCCAUGGUUUAAUCAUUAAAUUGGGUCUUGAUUCGCAUAUACUUGUCAAUAAUUCAGUGCUUGACAUGUACUCAUGUUUAUUGGAUUUGGAUAGUGGUACAAAAAUUUUUGAGGCCAUGGAACAUAAAGAUGUAAUCAGCUGGACAACAAUGACGGGUUUAUUGGUCAACCUUGAAUGUGCUGCCGAUGCUGUAAAGGUUUUCUUCAAAAUGAGGCACAGCGGAGUAGGUUAUGACGCCAUAGUUAUCAUGAAUCUAACUACUGCUUGUGGACUACUAGGAGCUCUAGGAAAAGGUAAACAAGUCCAUGCUCAAGCUGCUGUUUCUGGAUUUUUAUCAGAGCUUCCUGUUGUAAACUCAUUGAUAGCAAUGUAUGCUAAAUGUGGUGAGUUAGAUUCUUCAAGAAGUGUAUUUGAUCAAUCAACUCAAAAGAGUUUAGUAUCAUGGACAGCAAUGAUUUCUGGAUAUGUGCAAAAUGGUUUGCCUGUUGAGGCUCUGAAUCUCUUGAAUAAGGUCAGGCAGGAAGAAAACCUUGAUCUUGAUUCAAUUAUGCUAAUCAGUACUUUAACAGCUUCUGGUGAGCUUGCUGCUUUUGAGCUCUGCCAGCAGCUCCAUUGUUAUGCUUUUGAGGCUGGUUUCUCCAAUUAUAGAUCAGUUCAAAAUAGUCUCAUAUCAACAUAUUCGAAGUGUGGAAGUAUGGAUCUUGCUUACAAUGUCUUCAAUGAGAUGGGUCUUGGUAAAGAUAUGGUCUCUUGGAAUGCAAUUAUAAAUGGCUAUGGGAUCAAUGGCUGUGGAGAAACUGCGCUUGCUCUCUACCACGAAAUAAAGAGAUGUAAGGAAAAAGUUGACAGUGCCACCUACUUGUGCAUACUGAAUGCAUGUAGUCAUGCGGGAUUGGUGGAAGAUGGUCUGAUGAUUUUCAAGGAGAUGGUUGAAGAUGAUAACUUAAGGCCAGAUCAUGAGCAUUAUGGUUGUUUUGUUGACUUGAUUGCACGAGCAGGCUUCUUGUCUGAGGCAAAUAGUGGGUCUGUGUGCACUCUUUUGGAAGGGAUGGGUCCCUAUGCAUGGAGGGCUUUGUUUAAUGGCUGUAUGCUUCAUAGUAAUGUAGAGCUUGCUGAAUUUGCAGCAAGAAAGAUAUUUGAGCGGGACCCAGGAGAGUCAGGUCAAGUUGUGCUCCUUUCAAAUGUUUAUGCAUCAGCUGGAAGGUUUCAGGAAGCAGAAGCAUUGAGGUCAAGUAUGUUGAGGAAAGGAGUGAUGAAGAAUCCAGGAUAUAGCUUGCUCUGUAGGAAUCCAUAUGACUCUAGAUGAAGCCAUCAGACUAAUGCAGGCAUCUAUGAACUAUUAUUGAGUUUAGAAUCUCUUCUAAUGAAAAUUUUUUGAAUUCUGAAUGAGAUUAUUCCAUGUGUGGUGAAGAAUAUUGUGUGAAAAUCUGCAAAGUCUAUGAUCUUAAUGAAAAAGAACCUGACAC